CCCCCCACUGUCCGCGUGGGCCAUGCUUGCCACUGGUCAGUUUCUCCGCCGCACCGUUCCGCCGCUGUGUUACCCGUCCUUCCUCGCGGGCACGCCCCGAUCCUACGUGCGCCCGCUGGCUCCUUGGAGGAUGAUUAGUUCGGUCCCCUCGCCCCAUGGCUCGGGCGAGGUGUCACUCUCGGGUCCAGAGCCAACCCCCUCACCGCUUUUCACCGAUCCCUUGGUCCGGGGAAAUCACCGCCUACUGGAGGAGCGCAUUCGAUCCGCUUUCCCGCCCCCGGCGCCGGGGCUCUUCCCACUGCCAGCGCAAGCCGAAAGGCGGCGCGAGGCUUCGGUAUUGAUGCUGCUCGCCUACGCCAGCGACGUGGGGUAUGUCAAUGGCAAUGAGUUUGGGGAUGGCCGCGGCUACGCGCCGGACGAAGACCCGCUGGUGGUGCUGCUCACCCGGCGAUCGGAGCGCUUACGCAUCAACCCCGGUGACUCAGCCUUCCCCGGGGGUCGCGUCGAUUCCACCGACUUGAGCUACUUGUCGGCCUCCCUGCGUGAAGCCGAGGAAGAGAUCUCCCUCCCCCGGCCGGAAAUUGAACGGAACAUUUGCACCUGCCAAGAAAGCACCAACGGCGACUGCUCUUGCCUUGUCAUCGCGCGCCAGGUGCCCUUCGUGCAUCACUGGCUUUCGUCUGUGAACGUGUCGACGCAAGUUCUGUAUGUUCGGCCAAAGCGGGAGUCGGCCGGGGCCGACGAGUCGGCCGCGGCUUUCUGGCGGAGCCUGCAGUACGACGAAACCGCCACGCCGGAGACCGACCCACGCUUUAAUCCCGACGAGGUGAGCGCCACCUUCUGGAUCCCGCUGCGGGUGUUCCUUGAUUCUCCGGAAAAGUUCUCCCCUGAGCGUUUCUGGCGGCGCUCCUUUCCCGAGAGCCUGGUCGGCCCGCCGCGACGUAUCCGACUUCCCGAAGAGGUACCAGCCGAGGGCGCCGCCUCGGCCAGGUCCAGCAAAGUUGAGCGGGCGCAUGUCAUCGACAGCAUGAUCCGGAACCUGCCGGCCGACACCGUGUCAGAUGUUGCCGCCGCGUACAAUGCCCUGCGGCAGCCGCCGACCCCCCUGCCACCCUCGGCCGACACGGACACCGAAGCGGAAUCGGACGCGGCGGCCAUCAUUGCAUCCGCUUCCUCCCUCCCCGGGGGGAGCCUUGACCCAGGCGAGUACUCCAUGCAAUCCUACGACUUUUAUUCGUCCCGGUCGGGAAAUGUUGUCUGGGGCUUCACAUUGCUGCUGCUCCGGACAAUCGGGUCGGUGAUUUCCGGCCUGCCGAGUGCCGACAACACUCCACAGGCCCGGCAGGUGACCAGGUGGAUUUCCUCAGGCAAGACGGAAAGCCCCCCGCGGGCUGCCCGGGCGCCGCUCUGAGCCCCCCCCCCCC
This is a messenger RNA of Fonticula alba, 1424 nucleotides long. RefSeq lists its product as hypothetical. The record is from RefSeq and is a predicted model, not a curated record. The coding region runs from base 23 to 1411 and encodes 462 amino acids. Gene Ontology annotation, molecular function: manganese ion binding; magnesium ion binding; coenzyme A diphosphatase activity. Gene Ontology annotation, biological process: nucleoside diphosphate metabolic process; coenzyme A catabolic process. NCBI's taxonomy places the organism in Eukaryota, Rotosphaerida, Fonticulaceae. The transcript is spliced from 5 exons.